Candidozyma pseudohaemuli is the source of this 1755-nucleotide messenger RNA. RefSeq lists its product as uncharacterized. Gene Ontology annotation, molecular function: transmembrane transporter activity. The record is from RefSeq and is a predicted model, not a curated record. Gene Ontology annotation, biological process: transmembrane transport. Bases 1 to 1755 code for a protein of 584 amino acids. NCBI's taxonomy places the organism in Eukaryota, Fungi, Ascomycota, Pichiomycetes, Serinales, Metschnikowiaceae. Gene Ontology annotation, cellular component: membrane. The transcript has a single exon.
AUGCUUGAGUGUCUCAAAGGGCCUGCCAGUCACUUGAAGUGGGGGUUUAUUCCCACCAGAAGAAUUGUGGAUGAGGACCUUCCUGAAGAGGUUGCAGCCAAGGAACCCGAUGUCGUGGGGCUCCAGGAGGACGAUUACGAGAAAGAAGCGACUCUGGAGGACGAGGAGGACUUGGAGUAUCGUGACGAAGCCAACAGACCCUGGUGGAAAUUCUUCGAUGAGUACGAGUACAGAUUGAACAAGAAGGCUAGACUGCUGCACAAGUGGUACAAGUGGUUUGAUGAGAACGACACUCCAGCUGAAAGAAAGCUCAUGUGGAAAAUCGACAUUUUGUUGACAUUCUACUCCAUGCUUGCCUACUGGGUGAAGAACUUGGAUCAGUCGAAUAUCAAUAACGCCUAUACUGCCGGUCUCAAGGAAGACAUUGGCAUGGAAGGAAAUGACUUGGUGAACACGCAGGUGCUUUUCAACGUGGGAAACAUCAUUUUUCAGAUUCCAUUCAUGUUCUGCUUAAACAGUCUUCCAUUGAACUUUGUUCUUCCUGGACUCGAACUCCUUUGGUCUAUUCUCACGGUGCUCACAUACAAGGUCGAGAAUGUUGCCCAGCUCAAGGCCAUCAGAUUCUUUGUGGGCUCCCUCGAGGCACCAGCAUACCUCGCUUUUCAAUACUUAUUCGGAACUUUCAUUUAUAACCCUUCGAUGAUCGCCAGAAGAUCCAUGGUCUACUACUUUGGCCAGUACAUUGGUAUCAUGACCUCUGGCUUGAUCUCGGGUGGUAUUGUGAACAAUUUUGAAGGUGUUCAUGGUCUUGCGGCUUGGAGAUGGAUCUUUAUCAUCGAUGGUAUCAUUUCCAUCGUGGUGGCUCUCCUUGGGUUCUAUAUGCUUCCUGGUACGCCCACUGACUGCUACUCUAUCUUCUUAACAGACGACGAAAUCCGCUUGCUUCGUCGUAAUCUCAAGAAAAACCACACGGGAGGCAGACCUAAGGUCAAUCUUUGGCAGUCCUUCUGCUCUAAAGAUGUGUGGAAGAGAAUUUUCUUCUCCUGGGAAAUCUACGUUUUAACGAUCUGGAACUUCCUUUGCUGGAACAACAACAACGGUUCAUCUGGUGCUUACAUUUUGUGGCUUAAGAGUCUUGGUAUCUACACCCACGGAGAAGUUCAAUUCAAGAGUGCCUUGACACCUGGUCUUGGUAUAGUGUGGUUGUUCGUUGUUUGCAUGUACGCCGAUCUCUUCCAACUGAGGUGGCUGGCUAUCGUUCUAUCUCAAGUCUUCAAUUUCCUAGGAAACGUUCUUCUUGCUGUAUGGGACAUUCCGAGAGGAGGCAAAUGGUUUGCCUGGUGUCUCCAAUACUUUGGUUGGGCCAUGGCUCCCGUUCUAUAUUCUUGGAUGAACGAUAUUUGCAGAAGAGACGCUCAAAGAAGAGCAGUCACCUUAGUGGUGAUGAACAUGUUUGCACAAGCAUCUACUGCGUGGAUGGCUGUGAUUGUCUGGAAGACCGUGGAAGCACCUCGUUUCCUCAAGGGUUAUUCAUUUACAGCAGCUUGUGCCUUUGGCUUGAGCAUAUGGACAUUUGUGGUUCUUUAUUUCUACAAAAGGCAGGAGAAAGGUUUUGCCCGCCAGAACGGUAUCGCUCUUUACAAUUCAAAGACAGACCCUGACUCUGUUCCAGAAAGCGAGUCAGAGGCAUCUGUUACAAAAGUCAGGGAACCAACCCUGCCUAAAGGUAAGGCUGAGGAGGCGUCGAACACCUAA